Messenger RNA from Onychostoma macrolepis, 3562 nucleotides. RefSeq names its product histidine-rich glycoprotein-like. Bases 1 to 1044 code for a protein of 347 amino acids. The transcript has 3 exons. NCBI's taxonomy places the organism in Eukaryota, Metazoa, Chordata, Actinopteri, Cypriniformes, Cyprinidae. The record is from RefSeq and is a predicted model, not a curated record.
AUGCAGCUUUUCUUUUACAACAAGAUAAGAAUCCUUGAAGAAACAACUUACCUCAGAGAACAGGACCUGAAAGAGAACAGGACAAACAUGCAGGGACUAGAGGACUUAACCGGACUAUCGGUGCAACCCCUAAUACACACACUCACACGAAAACUCUCUCUCACACACACACACACACUCACAAACAAACAAAUACACACACUCACACAAAAACUCUCUCACACACUCACAAAAACACACACACUCACAUCCACUCACACACAAACAAAAACACGCACACACACACACACACACACACACAUAUACACACUCACUCACUCACACACACACACACACUCACUCACACACUCACAAACAAAAACACGCACUCACACACACACACACACGUACACACUCACUCACACACACAUACACGCUCACACACUCACAAACAAACAAAAACACGCACUCACACGCACAUAUACACACUCACUCACACACACUCACAAACAAACAAAAACACUCACUCACACGCACAUAUACACACUCACUCACACACACACACGCUCACACACUCACAAACAAACAAAAACACGCACUCACACGCACAUAUACACACUCACUCACACACACACACUCACAAACAAACAAAAACACGCACUCACACGCACAUAUACACACUCACACACACACUCACAAACAAACAAAAACACGCACUCACACGCACAUAUACACACUCACUCACACACACACACAUAUACACACUCACUCACUCACACGCUCACACACAUAUACACACUCACUCACUCACACACACUCACUCACACACACACACACACACACAUAUACACACUCACUCACACGCUCACACUCACAAACAAACAAAAACACGCACUCACUCACACACACAUAUACACACUCACUCACACACACACAUACACGCUCACACACUCACAAACAAACAAAACACGCACUCACACGCACAUAUACACACUCACUCACACACACACACACACUCACACGCUCACACACUCACAAACAAACAAAAACACACACACACGUUGAUAUAUGUGGUUUACGGGGACUCUCCAUAGGCGUAAUGGUUUUUAUACUGUACUUACUGUAUGUGCUAUUGUCCUACACCAACCCUACACCUAAACCUACCCCUUACAGGAGACUACAGGCAUUUUUAGAUAAAAAAAAAAACAAAUUAAAAAAAUAAAUAAAACACCAUUUAGUGUUUUUUAAGCCUUUUGAGUUACGGGGACAUAGACAGUGUCCUCAUAAACCACCUUCAAAUUGUAAUACCUCUGUCAUACCCAUGUUAUUAUACACAUGUUGUCCCCGUAAACCACAAAAACCAUUACACACACACACACACACUCAUACACAUACACUCACUGAAGCGCUGCUGGUGAUUGGCUGCUGUGGUAUGGAGGGGGCGGGGCGUAAAGUCAAAGGUCACAGCGGAACAUAAACACACACACAACGAGCCGCACAAUUCCUCCCUCAAUUCAUCCAGAGACACCUGAUGAUGAUGAUGUUCACCCUGCAGAAACUCAAACAUCUGUAGAUCUUCAUCAGUGUGUGUGAGGACAGAUUAUAUCUGAUAUCAUCACAGCGUCUCUGAUGCAUCAUCUGCAUGAAAACCAUCUCCGUACAGGCCUUUCACCUUCUGAGCAGCUCAAACACAACGAACAGAAAACACUGAGAUCAUAACCUCGUUCACUCUGAACCUUCUUCAUCUGCUCCAGUGACAACAUCAUCAUCAUCAUCAUCAUCACACAUUAACCCUAUAAAGCUACUGGAUCAUAUCUGAUCAGCAAAGUUCCUCUAAAUGAUCAAUAUAAUGCUGUUAAACGUGCCACACUCAAUCUCCUCGUGUCUUCUGGCGUCUGAUUGAGAGUUUAGAGCAGAGAUCCUCAGAUCUGGUCCACUCCUGCAGAGUUCAGCUGUAACCCUGAUCAAACACACCUGAGCAUGCUAAUCAGUGUCUUCAGGAUCAUUAGAAAAUCACAGGUAGGUGAGAUUGAUCAGGGUUGGAGCUAAACUCUGCAGUGGAUUGGCCCUCCAGGGAAAGAUUUGAGGAACCCUGGUUCAGAGUGUUUUAUCAGUAAAAGCUCUUUUAGUGUAAUUGUAGAAGCGUCCAGCUUCAGCGGCUGCUUCAGUGUCAGAUCUCGACUGAUUUUGAUCGAGUAAGCGUCAGAAUAACUGCAGUCAUGUCUCCAGAUGAACACUUACUGGACUGAAGCAGCUCAGCUUUACUUGAUUCUCCAUCAAUCAUUUUCUAGAAACAUCAGAGCGUCUCAAACCUGAUCAUCAGGAUCUUCUGAGGAGCUUUACUUUCACUGUUCCUCAGCGGAGGAAUGAUCUUCUGAGGAGCGUUUAUUUCUUCAUCUCUCCAUCAGCAUCGCUUUAUAUGUUUGGAUCAUUUCAGUCUCAUCUUACUGAGACAUAUUCCUGGAGAUAUAGAGCGACCGCUGAUAUUCAGAUCAUUUAAUAUCAGUAUCUGCUGCACUGUUAGAAACAUCUCACUGAUUUACAUCACAAGCAGCAGAAUCUCAUCAUAGAAAUAUCAGCAUCUGCAGCAAAUUCAUAUUUUUGCUCAGUUUGAGUCUCUGAAUAAAAUUGAGCUGCUUUUCCUCCAUAUUCUCUCUGUAUCAGACCAUAUAAGCCAUAAAAGCCUGAUGAAUAUACUACAAAACAAACACAUAUGCAAUCUUUUCAGACUGAAUUAUAACCAGAUGGAAGAUCUUCUGUUCAUAGAGCUUCAUAAUGUCCUUCUGUAGAAGAAUGACGAACUAAAUGAAUCAUUUCAGUCAGUCAGCGGUCAGAAGACUGUCUUUAAGUUGACUUCAUGUCUAUAUUUAGUUGCCUAGCAACAUCUUUCACCCGUAUCCAUGGGAAACACACACACACACACACACACACACACACACACACAGACACAGCCCUCAUAAACACAUGAAACAUGCAGCUGAAACACAUCAGUCAGAAUAUAAUAUCAAUAUCAUCAAAUACUGCUGCACUAAUGACUAAUAUCAUACUUCACCAGUUCAAUAAUCACAGCACAUUGACAACUGUUUGGCAUUAGAUGUUUCUGAAAUGGUAUGUUUAAAUAUGCAAAUGAUACAUUAGCCUAAUUAAAUAUGCACUAAUUUGCAUACAUCUCCAGAGCAUAAAUCUGAUCAUUGGAUAAAGUCAGAUUCAUAAUUCUAGUUUGAUUUUCUUGAUGGAGUUAAAGUUUUUUCCGGAGGAGAUUUUGGAUUUCUCUUUUAUAAAUAAGAAAAUACUGUCAUCAGACAGUAAAACAAACACAUUUCACCAUGUUUUUAGGAGUAAAAUGUCGCAUAAAUCAGUGUGAAUGAAAUAUGAACUAAUCUUCAGCAUAUAGAGGAAUAAAACUAAAGUUCAGUGCGACUAAGAGAAAAAACUCUUUAGAUACGGAUCGCAAUAGAAAUCUACAGACACAAAUACAUGAAGUGCAAUAAAAUAAACGCUAAACUGUGUAUGUUGCAUGUUUUUCUUCCACUAGUCUGAAACGAGAGACAUGGAAGCAAAAUAGAGCUCAAAACUGACCAGU